Messenger RNA from Rhopalosiphum padi (bird cherry-oat aphid), 1519 nucleotides. It is a transcript of the gene Argk1, whose product is annotated as arginine kinase. The record is from RefSeq and is a predicted model, not a curated record. Gene Ontology annotation, molecular function: creatine kinase activity. Bases 182 to 1246 code for a protein of 354 amino acids. The transcript is spliced from 7 exons. Gene Ontology annotation, biological process: phosphocreatine biosynthetic process. Lineage: Eukaryota; Metazoa; Arthropoda; Insecta; Hemiptera; Aphididae.
AAGCGCAUGGCUUUGCCAGAGUUGGUCGGGAGGAAACUAAAGGCCGCAGGUCUGUUAGCGGCGAUAAAGCUCCCCAAUAUCAAAAUAUAUCGCUUACGGUACACUUCACCUGAGCGAGUGUUACGAAUUUGCUACUAUAUUUAAAAAUCUAAAGAAGACAUUUUUGUCUUUAUUCAUCAACAUGGAUCCCGCAGUAUUAGCCAAAUUGGAAGAAGGGUGGUGUUCGCUAUACUCUUCUGAUAGCAAAUCUUUGCUAAAGAAAUAUUUGACAAAAGAGGUACUAGAUGACUUAAAGAACAAAAAGACAAAAUUCGGAUCCACACUUUUGGAUUGUGUGCAAUCUGGAUUUGAAAACCAUGAUUCUGGAGUUGGAAUUUAUGCUCCUGACGCUGAUGCGUAUACAGUGUUUGCGCCAAUUUUCGAUCCCAUAAUUGAGGACUAUCAUAAAGGAUUCAAAUCUACGGAUAAACAUCCCGCCAAAAAUUGGGGUGACGUGACCACACUUGGUGACCUGGACCCAGAAUGCAAGUACAUUAUUUCCACGAGGGUACGUUGCGGUCGUUCACUAGAAGGCUAUCCGUUUAAUCCACUAUUGACCGAACAGCAGUACAAGGAGAUAGAGGAUAAGGUUUCUUCUACGCUCACGGGACUCUGCGGCGAAUUGAAAGGAGAGUUUUAUCCCUUAACUGGCAUGUCCAAAGAUGUACAGCAGAAAUUAAUCGAUGACCAUUUUCUAUUUAAGGAAGGGGACCGAUUUUUACAGGCUGCUAACGCUUCGCGAUUCUGGCCAACUGGUCGUGGUAUAUUCCACAAUGAGAACAAGACGUUCCUUGUUUGGUGCAAUGAGGAAGAUCAUUUAAGACUCAUAUCGAUGCAACAAGGAGGAAACUUGGGAGAGGUAUACACAAGACUCGUCACAGCAGUGAACGAUGUGGAAAAAAGACUUCCGUUUUCACAUCACAACCGUUUGGGCUUUUUAACAUUCUGCCCAACAAACUUGGGGACAACUAUUCGUGCAUCAGUUCAUAUUCAGCUGCCCAAAUUAGCUGCGGACAAAGCUAAAUUGGAAGAAAUUGCAGGAAAAUAUAAUCUUCAAGUUAGAGGUACUCGUGGAGAACAUACAGACGCAGAAGGCGGAAUAUAUGAUAUUUCAAACAAGAGAAGAAUGGGUUUGACUGAAUAUCAAGCUGUUAAGGAAAUGAAUGACGGUAUAAAAGAGCUCAUAAAGAUCGAGGAACAGUUGUAAAUCAGAAUGUUGUAAUAACAUUCUACCUACAUAUAGGCCUUCAAAUUUCAAUAAAUCUAGUCAAAUAAAAAAAUGUAGUUAUUGCUUAUUUUUUUUCACUAUCGUUACUUUAUUUUGCUAGAGCAAAAUAUUGUUAACGAGGUUAAAAAGCUAAUAUACAAUGGACAUUAAGCUAAGCUAUGCAAUGCAUUUUAAUAUAUUAUUAUUAUAUUAUACAAAUAGACACACAUGUGAGUAGAUAAUAUUAUAAUAAAAUUAUAACAAACUACCAGA